UUUAUGAUCCGGGACGAGUACAAGAAGCUUGAUGAAUUCGUCACAGAAAAAGCGCCCAAAUAUGUACUGGUUAUUGGACAACCGGGCAUAGGUUCCAAAACUGUAUAUCUGACCUACUGUCUUUUGUCUCGACUUACCGAGAAAAAGCAGACGAUUUUGAUGUUAAACCCCAGCAAGUGUUAUUUAUUCCAGGACGAAGGCGUUUACAAAUUUCCACGAGAUUUGUACGACCGGACCGAUAAUCACGAGAUUAUACAACAACCCCUCGAGACACUGAUCCUGUAUGACUGCAACGCGAGUCAUUCAACC
Fomitiporia mediterranea MF3/22 is the source of this 309-nucleotide messenger RNA. RefSeq lists its product as uncharacterized. The annotation marks the transcript as partial. The transcript is spliced from 2 exons. NCBI's taxonomy places the organism in Eukaryota, Fungi, Basidiomycota, Agaricomycetes, Hymenochaetales, Hymenochaetaceae. The record is from RefSeq and is a predicted model, not a curated record.